Molecule: messenger RNA, 2276 nt
Organism: Malaclemys terrapin pileata
Lineage: Eukaryota; Metazoa; Chordata; Testudines; Emydidae
Gene: CCDC63
Product: coiled-coil domain containing 63
Exons: 11
Coding region: 75-1733 (552 amino acids)
Biological process (GO): outer dynein arm assembly; cilium movement
Cellular component (GO): axoneme
Source: RefSeq, a predicted model, not a curated record
CUGGAGGAGGGUUCGCUACGUUUACCUUAUCGCAGUAUCUGCCCAGAACUGAAGGCUGACGUCAACAGGAAACAAUGAAGGGUUCGCAGCGGUGGAAAGAGUCCCCGUCCAGGAGUGACCCUUCGGAAUUCACCAAGAAGGAGAAGGAGAAGAUGGCUGAGACGGAGCUCCGGAAGCUGCAGCAGCAGUUUCGGAUCAUGGUAGAAAGACGGAAGUCUUUUGGUGUCAAGGCUCAACAGCAAAUGUACCAUCAGGAAAAAGAAAUAUAUUCACUGAAGCAGGAUCAUGAAGAGAUUGCAUUACUCUUGAGCCUCACAAAGUCACAGAGGAAUAUGAUGUUAGAUGACAGAAAUUGUAUGGAGCUUAAAUUUCUUUUACAGACCAAAGAGGAAUAUGAUUCUCUGAUUAGAGCAACAAAAGCCCUGAUAGCUGAACUUGACGAUAAGGUAGUGGAGAUGGAAAAAAAGAUCAAAACCCAAAAAUUGGUUGUAGCAAAGGUGAAACAAGUGAAUGAUAGCAAAUGGCUGCAAAAGCAGAUUCAGAUGCUGGAGAAUCGCCUAAACCAUGUCACUGUCCAUUUCGACACCAUCCUGACCACGAAUGCCACACUCAGAGAAGAGAUUGAAAACCUGCGAUGUCAGAAAGCUAUUUUUGACAACUUCUAUUCAAAACUUCAUAAAACACUAGAUCAGCAGAAGAAAACAAUGGACACUGCAAUUGAGCAGUCCGGCCAAGCAUACGAACAGCGGGUGGAGGCCUUGGCACGGAUUUCCGCCAUGAAGGAAAGGCGCUGCAAAGACAUCGCACAGUAUAAUGUGGAAUUCAGGGAACUGGAACGUGUCUUUGACCACGAGACCAAGCUGAAAGCCUUUAUGCUCAUCAAAUUAGUGGAUCGCUCAGACUUUGAGGAACAGGCCAAAAGGGAAGAAGUCCUCAAGGCAAGCAAGUGGGCCAGAAAGAGCAAAGGCGAAAGCUUUGAGAGCUAUGAGGUGGCUUACAUGCGCCUGCUGAAGUUGAGCGAGGACGGGGACAUUGGCCAGCUGGUGGCCGAUUUCAUCGAGAAAGAGGAGAAGAACUUUGCGUAUUUCAGCUACGUCACUGAGCUGAACAACGAAAUGGAGAGGCUGCAGAAGAACACACAGAACAUUCAGAAUGAAAUUCUUCACUUAAAAUCCCAACAGAAGUUUGCUGAUGACAAAAGCAACACCAGCCUGAAGGAGAUGGAGGAGAAGCUGAAGAAAACCACCGAAGAGGCCAACCUGUAUGAGUACACCUGUAAAGAGAGCAGCAAGGUCCUGGACCAGCUCAAAUCCGCUGUGGACUUUCUGUUUAAACAAAUACACUGUGAGGACACCAAGAUAAUGGAGCAGCUUGGUGAGAGUGGGGAGAUCACGGAUCUGAACCUGAUGCAGUAUUUUGGUAUCAUAGAAAAGAAAACCAAUGAUCUCCUGCUCAUUGAAUCCUUCCUGUGCUAUAAGGAGGUCGAGGGAGAGCAGGAUUCGCUCCCUUUAUUGAAUCCAUUUUUGGGUGGCACAGGACUCCUUAAAAGUACAGAUGCAGCAAAAUUACCCCCAUCUUCCCCUACCAUAGAGCACAUGGCAGAGAACAUAGAGGACUUUGAUUGGCCUUUGGACCAGGGCAGUUUGCGCAACCUGAUUAUUGAGAACUUCGAGAAGGAAAAGUCCAGUGUGAUCUCGCUGGACAAAGAGAAGAAGAAAGGGAUAAUUUUAUAGACCAGGGAAAGCAAAUACACUGGGUAUAAAUAAUAGGUUCUUAAUUCACUUGAAAUCAAAAUCCGAUUCUGUGCUUAAUUUAAACAAAGCUAACUUUAAGUCUCUGGAAUGCUAGUACUGUCUUGUAUUUACAGUAGCCUUUGCCAUCCGGCAGGAUCCCAAACUUAAAACAAAGCUCUACAAAUUAUAGGCAGUCAUCACAUAUAAUGAAAUGCAACCAUUUCUGGGGUGGAAAGGAGGGCAGCAACCAUCUAACAAUAGUUCACAACAGUUUGACUGCUGCACUGGGACUAACGUCCUCUGUGUUGCAAAAUGCUGGUGCUCUAAGUGCAUGGGCAUUUAAUGGCCACAGGUCGGCAUGACCUCACGUUUCCAUCUCCUCUGCCUGUGCAAAUUGCCAUGGGCUCUUCAGUAUCUGCACAGAGCAGGCCGGCCCUGUUUAAAGUCCACACAGAAUAAACCAAGGGAUGGAGGCCUGAAUUGAUGCUGCACUUCCAAGUGUUUCAGACCUGAGAUGAUUCUUCUGUUGGACCGUGACUGCCU